Messenger RNA from Ixodes scapularis (black-legged tick), 581 nucleotides. RefSeq lists its product as uncharacterized. The record is from RefSeq and is a predicted model, not a curated record. Lineage: Eukaryota; Metazoa; Arthropoda; Arachnida; Ixodida; Ixodidae. The transcript has 5 exons. The coding region runs from base 37 to 360 and encodes 107 amino acids.
GUAGUCUACUCUAGAGAAUAUUAGCUGGCUGCAAAAAUGCAAGUUCUUGGAAUUUGUAUCCCGUUGAUCUUUAUGCUAGUCGCUUUUGCGACAGCAGCACCAAAAACAUAUAACACUGAUGCGAUGGAUGACAGAGUUGACAAAGAAGCACCGUCUUUGGAAGCAGUACCCGGAACCUACACCGGUAAUGGAGUAGAAGGCCGAGCUGGAGAGGGGAGUAUGGAUGCAGAGGCCGUUGUCGAAAAAAUAUUCCAAUGGGCGAAGAGCAUGAGCUUGGUACCCAUACAAGUUCCGAAGAAUGUGUACAAUUAUAUUAUGGAAAAUAUUCCUAUCCUUGGCCGUUUCAUCAAAUCUGCUUAGGAAAAUAUCCACCGUAUAUUCAAGUCAUUCGUAAUAUUAGCUUUGUCCAAAGCUACGUUUUGUUUUUUUUUUUUUUUUUUUUUGCCUGGGUUUUGGGGGAUAUUGUAAUAAAAGUGUUUAAUGUGGACUUUCAACCAGCUGUUCCGAAUCUGCAUUUUAUUAAGUUAUCAGUUUGUAUUUUUUGCAAUAUCAAUAAACAAUAAUUUUUUUGCGGCCUGGCA